This is a messenger RNA of Marmota flaviventris (yellow-bellied marmot), 3680 nucleotides long. Lineage: Eukaryota; Metazoa; Chordata; Mammalia; Rodentia; Sciuridae. The record is from RefSeq and is a predicted model, not a curated record.
GAGACUUGGUCGUGACUGCGGACCUGCGAGGAUGCUGGCGCCGGGUGCGGGCUGUUCCUCCGCCCGGCGUGAUGGAGCGGGCCGGUGAGUGGAACAAAGGCACCGGCCCGGAGGAGCGGAUCCUCGGCUGAACAGCGCGGCUCGUGCGCCGCGACGGCUGCUGCGGGCGAGGGUGGUGGCUGUGUGGCUCCCGGGGUGGCGCGCUCAUCCGCGGGCAGACGGCGAGCCCUGAGCCCGGCACCUGCGCGCCGCUCCCGCCCCGCUCCCGACUAGCUGGGUCUGCCUGCCCACCGGCCCCGGGGUUUGCGGCCGCCGCGGCCCAAGGUUCAGAGGCGAACCCCUUUCUGGUGCAGAGGAGAGACCCUCCACCCCCGCCCCGACCUUUCGCCGCCAAUCCUGGAAGGGGUUGCGCUCUGUGGACUGAACAGGCGUCUCGGGGAGCACUUCUGCAGACCCAGUGCUUCCAUGUGAGCGACUGCACUCUCUCCUGACCACCCGGUCCUCCCAGCCGUCUCUGCUGCUGGAGCUUCUGCACUUCGGGGCCAGCAGCAGCUGGGAUCCUCGCCCGCCGCCAGGUGUGUGAGGCUCGCACAGCCCCAAGGCUGUCCCGCGCCUCACCGGAGUCUGAGGGGGCGCGGGUCCGGGGCGAGGGCCGGCCGGGUUGUUUGAUGGCUUCACUGAGAAGAGUCAAAGUGCUGCUGGUGUUGAACUUGAUUGCGGUGGCCGGCUUCGUGCUCUUCCUGGCCAAGUGCCGGCCCAUCGCGGUGCGCAGCGGAGACGCCUUCCACGAGAUCCGGCCGCGCGCCGAGGUGGCGAACCUCAGCGCGCACAGCGCCAGCCCCAUCCAGGAUGCAGUGCUGAAGCGCCUCUCGCUGCUAGAGGACAUCGUCUACCGGCAGCUGAAUGGCUUAUCCAAAUCCCUGGGGCUCAUUGAAGGUUACGGUGGGCGGGGCAAAGGGGGCCUUCCUGCUACCCUUUCCCCGGCCGAAGAGGAAAAGGCCAAGGGUCCCCACGAGAAGUACGGCUACAAUUCCUACCUCAGUGAAAAGAUCUCGCUGGACCGUUCCAUCCCGGAUUAUCGUCCCACCAAGUGUAAGGAGCUCAAGUACUCCAAGGAGCUGCCCCAGAUCUCCAUCAUCUUCAUCUUUGUGAAUGAGGCUCUGUCGGUGAUCUUGCGCUCGGUGCACAGUGCCGUCAACCACACGCCCACACACCUGCUCAAGGAGAUCAUCCUGGUGGACGACAACAGUGACGAAGAGGAGCUGAAGGCCCCGCUGGAGGAGUAUGUGCACAAGCGCUACCCCGGGCUGGUGAAGGUGGUGCGUAACCAGAAGAGAGAGGGCCUGAUCCGCGCGCGCAUCGAGGGCUGGAAGGUGGCCACCGGCCAGGUCACCGGCUUCUUUGACGCCCAUGUGGAGUUCACUGCUGGCUGGGCUGAGCCAGUCCUGUCCCGCAUCCAGGAGAACCGGAAGCGAGUGAUCCUCCCCUCCAUCGACAACAUCAAGCAGGACAACUUUGAGGUGCAGCGCUACGAAAACUCUGCCCAUGGCUACAGCUGGGAGCUGUGGUGCAUGUACAUCAGCCCCCCGAAGGACUGGUGGGAUGCCGGGGACCCUUCUCUCCCCAUCAGGACGCCAGCCAUGAUCGGCUGUUCCUUCGUGGUCAACAGGAAGUUCUUUGGGGAAAUCGGUCUUCUGGACCCUGGAAUGGACGUGUACGGAGGAGAAAACAUCGAGCUGGGAAUCAAGGUGUGGCUCUGUGGGGGCAGCAUGGAGGUCCUGCCUUGCUCCCGGGUGGCUCACAUUGAGCGGAAGAAGAAGCCGUACAACAGCAACAUUGGCUUCUACACUAAGAGGAACGCUCUCCGGGUGGCUGAGGUCUGGAUGGACGAUUACAAGUCUCACGUGUACAUAGCAUGGAACCUGCCCCUGGAGAACCCGGGGAUCGACAUCGGCGACGUCUCCGAGAGGAGGGCCCUAAGGAAGAGUCUGAAGUGUAAGAACUUCCAGUGGUACCUGGACCACGUCUACCCGGAAAUGAGGAGAUACAACAACACCGUGGCCUACGGGGAGCUUCGCAACAACAAGGCCAAGGACGUCUGCCUGGACCAGGGGCCGCUGGAGAACCACACAGCCAUACUGUACCCGUGCCACGGCUGGGGACCGCAGCUUGCACGCUACACCAAGGAAGGCUUCCUGCACCUGGGGGCCCUGGGGACCACCACACUGCUCCCUGACACCCGCUGCCUGGUGGACAACUCCAAGAGCCGGCUGCCCCAGCUCCUGGACUGCGACAAGGUCAAGACCAGCCUCUACAAGCGCUGGAACUUCAUCCAGAAUGGAGCCAUCAUGAAUAAAGGCACAGGGCGCUGCCUGGAGGUGGAGAACCGGGGCCUGGCCGGCAUUGACCUCAUCCUCCGCAGCUGUACAGGACAGAGGUGGACAAUCAAGAACUCCAUCAAGUAGCCAGAGGAGCUGGGCCACCGGGCGCCCAGCCCAGGACAGGGCCAGUCCGUCCUCAGGCCCAGCCCACGUGGUGGAGAGAGACAACAGGGGCCAACAGGUGCUGGGUGGGGCCCAGGCUCCUGCAGGACAGCCGGGGACCCCAGAGGAAGACUCCAUGUCCCCUGUGGCGUUCAGCCACCCUAAGUUUCCUACACCCUGGAAAAGCCCCCGAUGCUUCUCUGGGAAACCAGGAGCUGUCCUCUGCAUCCCCAGAGGUGGCCUGGGACCAAGGGGCGAGACUGUCCAUACCUCUGCACCAUCUCCCACCCCAGGGUCAGCAUCUGGGCCUGGCAGGGUCCCCUCCUCUUCUCAUCCUUUGCCGCCGCAGCAGCUUCUGAAUUUCAACCCCACCCUCAGUGAAAUGGGGCGGGUGGAGCCUCAGCCACAUUGGAGACCCACCCUCGAGAGGGCAGGAGCCUCCAGACCCCAUUUCCACUGAGGUUGCUUCUGCUCAGAUGCCUCCUCAAGCCCAAGGCAGGUGCUGUCCCCGAAACAUCCCAUCAGGGUGGCUUUGGGGCUACAGCUCUGGCGCCAGGUUCCUAUGAACGCUCAUGGACCAGCAGCCCAGCCUAUGUCCUGCUGAAGGGCCCCACAGGUGGGAGCCAGGCUGAGGCCACAGUCCUGGCUCUUGGAGCAGCCAAGGUCUCCCUGCAGCGAGAGGGCCGCAGAAGCCAGCCUGGAGCCCGCAGAGGAAGCUCAGAAGACCUGCUCUGCUCGCCGCAGUGCAGGCCACGCUGGACCCUGGGCAGGGAACAGCCAUGUCCUCCUGGGAGUGGGGAGUGUUGCUUCUUUCCAAUUGCCCUCUGGUUAGGGUGCACUUGUAAAUCAGAGUUAAUAUAUGGACGCGUGCGUGCACGGAGCGAGUGGCCAGGUGCGUGUGUCUGAGUGUGAGUGUGUGGUAGAGCAGAGGCAGCGCGGGGCCUCGACUGCUCGACUGCCCCAUGGGACGAGCUGCUGAGGAGCCGGGGGUCGGCCCCACGUUCCAGCGGAGGACGAGACUUAGCCUUGCCUGCUGUGGUGCCCCUCUGCCGCUUACCCCUCUGCCAUGGCCGUCCUUGGCCAACCCUGCCCGGAACCAAACCCUGUAGCUGCCCCGUUGCCCUGCGUGGGGUUCCCAGAGUCUCCUCCGGUGACAUCCCGUUGGCGAUCUCCCCGCCCCAUCUCCCACCUGUGAAA